AUGAAAAUUCUGGUGUGUGGAGAUGUGGAGGGUCACUUCAAGCAACUGUUUAGCAGAGUCCAGAGCAUCCUCUCCAAGAACAAAGACUUUGAGCUGCUGUUGUGUGUUGGAUCUUUCUUUAGCUCUGACUGCCAGGAGGAGUGGAGCAAGUAUCGGGAGGGGGUGGAAACAGUGCCUCUACCGACGUUCAUCCUUGGCCCGUGUUCGAUUGAGCAUGGCCAGUUCUAUGGAGACUUGUCACGUGAUGGAGGAGAGCUUUGCCCCAAUGUCACAUGUCUAGGUCAGCGUGGAGUGUACAGUGCGUCCAGUGGUCUGAGGGUGGCCUAUCUCAGUGGGAGCUACCAGGGGAGGACCUAUCAGCAUCAAGACAAGGGAGAUAAUCUAUUGCGACCAUAUUUCACUGACUCUGAUGUGUCCUGGUUGGAGGGUCAGUGCAGUGGAGAGGGCUACCGUGGAGUGGACAUUCUCCUCACCUCUGAUUGGCCCGGGGCAGUGGACAAGUUCACAGUGGCUCCUGACGGACUGGACCUGAGUGCAGUGGGGGCAAAGCCUCUGAGUAAACUGGCCAUGUGUCUCAAGCCACGCUACCAUUUUGCAGCUCUACACCAAACCUUCUAUGAGAGAAUACCGUACAGGAAUCACAAAAUCCUCCAAGGCAAGCCACAUCAUGUGACACGAUUCUUGGCUUUGGCUCAAGUGGGAAAUCCAGACAAGAAGAAAAGAUAUCUGUAUGCAUUCUCUGUCACACCCAUGAGCUCCAUGGACGAGAAAGAGCUGACUCAGCAACCACCCACUGCCACCAACUGUCCCUACACUGAACUAGUCAAAUCUUUGGAAGCUCGGAAUUCAAAUCUACCAUGUUUGCAGAGGUCAAAGUUUAUUGUGUACCUACUCCCACACACUGUGCAGAGGGAGUCUCAAGAGGAGGCUGGGCCUAACUUCUUCUUUGACCAGAGGGCUCUUGAUUCCGCUCAUCGCAAACAGAAGAGACAACAGGACGGAGGACCCCCUGCAAAGAGACGACCCCCUCCCCAGCCCAGGGGGCCGUGCUGGUUCUGUCUGGGAGGCAAGGAAGUGGAGAAACAUCUCGUGGUCUCCAUCGGAGAUCAUACGUACCUGGCUUUAUCCAAGGGUGGGAUGGUACCAGAGCAUGUGCUGGUCCUACCCAUCGGUCACUAUGCAGCCUCCACUGACGCACCACCAGAGGUUUUGGAGGAGCUUGGAAAGUUUAAGAGUGCUCUGAGGAAGUACUUCAACAGCAAAGAUCAGUCGUGUGUCAUCUUCAAGAGAAACUACAAAUUACAGCAUCUUCAACUACAGGUUAUUCCAGUGACCAAGAUUCCAUCUGAUGCUCUGAGACAAGCCUUCAUAGAGUAUGGGUGGAGUAUGGGGGUGUGGCUUGAGACACUGCCCAGGGAAACACCACCCUCAGAGGUAACACACACACAUCAUAGCUGUACCAUGUUCUACGUACCAUUCUCUAAGCCUUUUAUAGCCUCGAUUCCAGGCCGAUUAAAAUACGGCCUGGUACCUAUUGCAUGGUGAUAGUGCACAUUCGCUAGUUUAUUCACCAGAAUCCUUUCUCUCGUCUAUUUUCUAUCUAUGUACAUCAGCUUAGUAUUGCGUUGUUUCAGAAGGCUUUCACACUAGUCUAAAGUCAGAAGAGGCUCUCAUCUACUCUAUGACGGUUGUAUGGUCAGGAUGUCUUACCUUGGAUCUGUACAGUCUAUGGGAAGUGUAUGGUGCCUCUUGACUUCUACUUGUGAAGACAACCCGGCUAUAAGACCAUCCUAGAUAUAGUAGAUGAGAGCCUCUUCUGUCUUAAAAUUAGUGUUCAAGCCUUCUAGACCAACGCAAUAGAUGACAUAAGCCACAGCUUCACAGAACUCAGUCAUGGAGAUAAAGUAUUACGGAACAUUAUUAUUCUUAGUAAACGGUAUAAUUUACGUUCGUAGUACCAUUACCCAUAUUCUGAGUAAUUUGAAGGGCAUGCACACUAUCACCCAUGCAAUACCAGGCCAUAUUUUAAUGCGGCCUGUAAUCGAUGCUAAUAAGCGUAUAGAAUAGGGGCUAUAAGUUAUCAAUACUUCUCUUUACCAGAAUCUAUUAGUUUUGCUACACACACACCCUCCCUGAGGGCCCCCCACCCACCCACACACACACACACACACACACCCUCUCUGAGGGCCUCCCAC
Molecule: messenger RNA, 2195 nt
Organism: Halichondria panicea
Lineage: Eukaryota; Metazoa; Porifera; Demospongiae; Suberitida; Halichondriidae
Product: CWF19-like protein 1
Exons: 14
Coding region: 1-1545 (514 amino acids)
Biological process (GO): mRNA splicing, via spliceosome
Cellular component (GO): post-mRNA release spliceosomal complex
Molecular function (GO): RNA lariat debranching enzyme activator activity
Source: RefSeq, a predicted model, not a curated record